UCUUCUCCUUCUAAUCCCUAAACCCUCUCUGAACCCUAAUCCAAUCCCAACACACCACCAUGGCUCUCGCCAGAGCCACCUUCUUCACUCACCUGAAACUCGUCUCCAUCCGUCACAACCAUCUCCGACCACCGUCCUCCUCCCUCGUCCGCCUCCGUCUCCUCUCCUUCGCCUCCCCAGAAGAAGCCGCCGCAGAACGCCGCCGCCGCAAGCGCCAGCUCCGCAUCGAGCCUCCUCUCUCCGCCCUCAACCGAAACCAACAACAAUCCCAAAAUCCCAACCCGAAGCCGCAAUCGCCACCGUACUAUCUCAACCCUAACAACCCCAAACUCCCUGAACACACCUCCGCGCUCACCGGUAACCGCCUUCACCUCCACAACAAAAUCCUCACCCUGAUCCGGGAGAAUGAUCUCGACGAAGCCGCGUUAUACACGCGCCACUCCAUAUACUCCAAUUGCCGCCCCACCAUUUUCACCAUCAACGCCGUCCUCGCCGCACUUCUCCGCCAGUCUCGCUACUCUGAUCUUCUCUCGCUCCACCGCUUCAUCACGCAGGCUGGCGUCGUCCCCAACAUCAUCACUCAUAAUCUCAUCUUCCAGACUUACCUUGAUUGCCGCAAGCCCGACACUGCUAUGGAGCAUUUCAAGCAGUUCAUCAAUGACGCCCCUGUCAACCCUUCGCCCACCACCUACCGCAUUCUCGUCAAGGGGCUUGUCGAUAACAACCGGCUUGAGCGUGCUAUGGAACUUAAGGCACAAAUGGAUGACAGAGGGUUCGCCGCGGACCCUAUUGUUUACCACUAUUUGAUGCUGGGUCAUGCGAGGAAUUCCGAUGCUGAUGGGGUUUUUACCCUUUAUGAGGACCUGAAAGGGAAGCUGGGAGGGGUUGUGGAUGAUGGGGUUGUUUAUGGGUGCUUGAUGAAGGGGUAUUUCCUCAAAGGAAUGGAGAGUGAGGCUAUGGACUGUUAUGAGGAGGCUAUUGGGGGGAAGAAGAUGAGUGCUGUUGCUUAUAAUUCAGUGCUCGAUGCUCUUUCCAAGAAUGGAAAGUUUGAUGAGGCAUUGAAGCUGUUUGAUAGGAUGUUAAGGGAGCAUAACCCUCCGAAACGGUUGGCGGUUAAUUUGGGAAGCUUUAAUGUCAUGGCAGAUGGGUAUUGUGCUGAAGGAAGGUUCAACGAGGCGAUUCAGGUUUUUAGGAGCAUGGGGGAGUAUCGGUGCAGCCCGGAUACAUUGUCGUUUAAUAACUUGAUUGAGCACUUGUGUGAUAAUGGGAAGGUUGCGGAGGCUGAGGAGGUUUAUGGGGAAAUGGAGGGAAAGGGGGUGAACCCUGAUGAGUUUACAUAUGGUUUGUUGAUGGAUACUUGUUUUAGAGAGAAUAGGCCUGAUGAUGCAGCUGGGUAUUUUAGGAAAAUGGUGGAAUCCGGGCUGAGACCUAACUUGGCUGUUUACAAUAGGUUGGUUGAUGGCUUGGUUAAGGUUGGGAAGAUCGAUGAUGCCAAAUCGUUCUUUGACCUGAUGGUGAAGAAGCUCAAGAUGAAUGAUGCUAGCUAUCAGUUCAUGAUGAAGGUGCUGAGUGAGGCAGGAAGAUUGGAUGAGGUGCUUCAGAUUGUUGACACAUUGUUAGAUGACAAUGGGCUUGAUUUUGAUGAGGAAUUCCAAGAGUUUGUUAAGGGGGAGUUGAGAAAAGAAGGGAGAGAAGAGGACUUGACCAAGCUGAUGGAGGAGAAGGAAAGGCUUAAAGCUGAAGCUAAGGCUAAGGAGAUUGAGGCAGCUGAAGCUGCUAAAAGAAGUGCUAGAGCUGCAGUAGCUUCUUUACUUCCAUCGAAGUUGUUCGGGAAUAAGGAAGCGAAUCCGGAGUCUGCAUUAGGGAGUGGAGUUAAUGUACUCAAUGGAGAUGGCAUCGGUACGAAUCCAUCUGAGACUGAACUUGCUGAGAAUACAACUGAAGCUGAGGGGCCAAACGUGACAGAGCAAGUAAGCGGUAACAGCUUGUAGGUGCAAUCUCGCAGUGAUGAGGAGGUAUAAUAACUUAAUGGUGCUUAGAGGAGCAAGUAUAAUGUUGUGUUUCUUUGUCAAGAUAAUUUUGAAUCAUCAACCUAUGAUCCCAACAUUUCGAAACAUUCUACAUGUAAUUACACUUAUUGGAUAGGAUUAUGCAAUCUAUGAUUUUAGUUUUCCUAUUCUGUAGUAACGUAUUAUUGGAGCAGUGGUAUCAAACCUAUUGAAACCACCUUUGCUGGAAAA
Molecule: messenger RNA, 2240 nt
Organism: Lotus japonicus
Lineage: Eukaryota; Viridiplantae; Streptophyta; Magnoliopsida; Fabales; Fabaceae
Product: pentatricopeptide repeat-containing protein At3g49240, mitochondrial
Exons: 1
Coding region: 60-1991 (643 amino acids)
Cellular component (GO): chloroplast
Molecular function (GO): protein binding
Source: RefSeq, a predicted model, not a curated record